UUUGCAAUUUGUUAUCCUUAGACUCUCUAAUGGCACUGGCCAAAGACCAAAUUCCUCAUGAUUCAAGCAUGGGAAGCAAGGUUCAAAGUUGUGUUUUCAAUGAAAAUAAUGAGUACCACAAAUCAGUGCUAGAAGAGGAAGAUGGCUCACAAAGCACCAAUGGGUUCAGCAAUGAUUCAGCUAUAACCCAUUCUCCUCCUCUAUGUGGCAAUGCCUAUGCUUAUAAGGCCACAAACUAUCAACUUGAGGAGGAACAACAAUCUCUGAUUGAUUUCAAAGGUAGUUGCUACAACACUUUAACACAAGUAGCUAGUGAAUCUUUGCUUAACUUUGAGCAGAACAGAAUGGUCCCUGGCAACAGCUACAUGAAAGAUGACACUAAUGUUUGGGACAACAAUCUGCAUCAUCAAUGGAGUCAGAUUAGUCCAAGAAGCACUUCAGAGCUGCGACCGGUGCAGGAUUCAAGUUGCUUCCAGUCUUCUAGUAGUAGCUACAGCACCAUAGUCAACAGUGCAAAAGAGAAGCAAUUACAUGGUGAGAGUUCAUCAUAUGGUUGGUUCUAUUCUCAACAAACUAUACCUGCUCAUAGCAUCCAGGACCCUGCAGUUCAAGAACCAAUAUCCAAAAAGCGCAUUUCAAUGCAGGCUGAGAAAAUGAAAGCUGGCAAGAAGCAAUGCACAGAUGAGAGUAAAAUGCCAAAAUCCAACAAGUUAGGAGCAUCCAAGGAUCCUCAAAGUGUUGCUGCUAAGAAUAGAAGAGAGAGGAUAAGUGAGCGGCUCAAGACACUACAAGAACUAGUUCCCAAUGGCUCCAAAGUUGAUUUGGUUACAAUGCUGGAGAAAGCAAUUAGCUAUGUGAAGUUUCUUCAGCUUCAAGUGAAGGUGUUGGCAGCUGAUGAAUUUUGGCCUGUUCAAGGUGGAAAAGCUCCUGAUAUCUCUCAAGUAAAAGAAGCCAUUGAUGCAAUUCUUUCAUCCCAAAGAUCAGAGAAACAAGUUCAGCAACCUCAAAGUAGAUGAUGAUGAUGAUCAUCAUCAUGGAUAUUCUAUGAAUACUAUAGUGUCAUAAUUAAAUAAUUGAAGAACAACUUUAGCAGAAGAGCAAGAGAAGCCUUGCUCUGAUGAGAGUUGGUCGUUCUGAAGGGCAUUUUAGAAAUUCAGAAUGCAUCAUCGUGACCAUUAAGAAUAUGUUAAUUAACUUAUAAUCAAUCUUUAAUAUUUAAUUAGCUUCGUCCAAGUUGAACAUUAUAUUUAUUGCGCUUUUUUUUAAGCAGUGUAUGCUACUGGCAUGGGGCUGCUAAUAACUUAACAUGCCCAACAUCAUAUAUUAUCUGUAUGACAACCUUGUACUUUUAUAAUUAUC
Arachis stenosperma is the source of this 1359-nucleotide messenger RNA. Its product is annotated as putative transcription factor bHLH086. Gene Ontology annotation, molecular function: protein dimerization activity; DNA-binding transcription factor activity. The record is from RefSeq and is a predicted model, not a curated record. The transcript is spliced from 5 exons. Lineage: Eukaryota; Viridiplantae; Streptophyta; Magnoliopsida; Fabales; Fabaceae. Gene Ontology annotation, biological process: regulation of DNA-templated transcription. Bases 30 to 1016 code for a protein of 328 amino acids.